This is a messenger RNA of Glycine soja, 2107 nucleotides long. RefSeq names its product N-acetyl-D-glucosamine kinase-like. The record is from RefSeq and is a predicted model, not a curated record. Bases 932 to 1741 code for a protein of 269 amino acids. The transcript is spliced from 7 exons. NCBI's taxonomy places the organism in Eukaryota, Viridiplantae, Streptophyta, Magnoliopsida, Fabales, Fabaceae.
UGCAAAAAAACAAUCUCAACUCUCUAUUCUGUUUCUCUUUUCUAGUUAUGUUUUGCAGCUGAAGAUAUCAAAAUCCUACGAAAGGAGAUAAAGAGAGAGUGAGAGUGGUUGUUGCAGUGUCCGUCCAAGUUUGAAACUUUAGCAUAUUUAAAACGAGACCCAUCAUUAAAAAUUCAGACUUUGAUAGUCCUUUUCUCUUUUGUUCUCAUUCUCCCAUCUUUGUCCGUUCUCUCCCGUCAACGUUGGGUUUCUCUCUCUCCUCAGAUUUUGAAAUAGAAAGAUGACGCCGGAGAAUGAGGAGGAGAAGGAUCAGGAGGUCCUUGAUGCAGCAGGGAUGAAGAGGUACAGGAAUGGUGAAAUCUAGGAGUAUGAGGAUGACAUGGGUGUCUCAGAUGGUGGCACUGGUGUCUUGUUGGGCUUGGAUGGUGGAACCACCUCCACUGUCUGCAUUUGCAUGCCCAUGAUACCCUUUUCUCACUCUCAGCUCUAAUCUCUCCCUAUCCUUGCAAGGGCUGUUGCUGGAUGCUCCAAUCACAAUGGUGUUGGGUUUUAGUAUGUUUAGUGGGUUUGGGCAUUUUGAAUGAUUCUGUUUGCAUUAACAUCCUGGUUGGUUCAGUGUGUGUGUUUUUCAAUUCCCUUUCUUUGUGGGUUGGGGACAACAGGGAGGAUAAGAGAGACCCCUUGAUUUGGAUAUACAUUUGACUUUGCAUACCUUAGGAAGAUGUUGCUUAUGGCUUUUAGACAAUUUGGCGAACAAAACAUAUCUUGUACCGGAGGAAGUAGGUAUUUUGUUAUAUUAUGAUGCCAAAUCUUUUAUUGAUGUAAGGUAAUCACGGAAGAUUAUGGCCUACAACUAAGCUGUUGGAGAUUGAUGGUUUAGGAAAAGCUGCAAUCUUAUGAAAUUGCUGCAAGGGAAACGAUAGAGCAGGUUAUGGCAGAUGCCCUUUCAAAGUGUGGUUCAAAACGAUCUUUUGUCCAAGCAGUUUGUUUGGCUGUAUCUGGUGUUAACCAUCCAACAGAUCAACAAAGAAUUCUCGGUUGGCUUAGGGAUAUAUUCCCAAGCCAUGUGAGAUUAUAUGUUCGGAAUGAUGCUGUGGCUGCUCUAGCAAGUGGAACAAUGGGUAAAGUUCAUGGUUGUGUAUUAAUUGCUGGCACAGGGAGCAUUGCAUAUGGGUUUACUGAGGAUGGAAAAGAAGCAAGGGCUGCAGGUGCUGGACCUGUCUUAGGGGACUGGGGCAGUGGAUAUGGAAUAGCUGCGCAUGGACUAACUGCAGUAGUAAGAGCCCAUGAUGGUCGUGGCCCAAGUACAAUGCUUACAAGUAGUAUUUUACAAACGCUUGGUCUUUCUUCCACAGAAGCAUUAAUCGGGUGGACCUAUGCAGAUUUCCCUUGGGCCCGCAUUGCUGCACUUGUUCCAGUUGUAGUGACCUGUGCAGAGGCUGGGGAUGAGGUUGCAAACAAGAUCUUGCUAGAUUCUGUACAAGAGCUAGCUUCAAGUGUCAAAGCUGUUGUAGAGAGACUUGGAUUGUGUGGUGAAGAUGGAAAGAGUGCCUUUCCCCUUGUUAUGGUUGGCGGUGUUCUUGAAGCAAAUAGGAGGAGGUGGGAUAUAGGAAAAGAAGUAAUGAACUGCAUUUCCAUAUGCUUUUCUGGGGUAAUUCCCAUUAGACCUAAGGUGGAGCCUGCUGUUGGUGCGGGAUGGUUAGCUUGGAAUUUUUUAAUGAAAGAAUGUGACAAAGGCUGACAAUUGAUGAAAGUGGAAUAUGAGAGGAAAAAAUAAAAAUAGAAAGAAAAAGAAAACGACAACUUGCAAUUCUUGAUGAUUAAAAGUGUAUAUUACACAAUGACGAAAGUGUGAAUACCUAUGAUACGCCAUGUAGUGUAUGUACCAUCCAAAAUCUGUUUAUUUUAGUUCAUGGCACGUGCUAAGGCUUAGUUCCCCUUCACUGCCUUAAGGUCAUAUAAUAAUUUAUAGUGGCAUAAAACACAAUAGAGAAGUGUCUUCAUUGUCGUAUAACUGCUAUUUUUUUAUUAUCAUUAAUUGUUGUUAGAGAAUCAAGAUUAGCAAUUUGGCAGUUAAUGGAAUCGUGUAUAAUGUGAUUCCAGGGAA